AUGGCCAGCCCUGAAAGUGACCCGAAAGGUCACCGAUACCAGCCUGCUCAUGUCUCCGAAGUAGCCACCGAGUCACAGACUACUGUCACUGAGUAUAAGCGCCAUCCAGUGUACUCUCCCAGCGAAUGGCUUUUGGAAUCGAUAAGUUCGAUUCUUGCCCUGGCCCUUGUCCUUGCCAUUGCCCUGAUCUUUUGGUAUAUGGACAACAAGCCUCUCUCUGCCUGGAACGCCCGCGUCUCUCUCAAUGCGACAGUUUCUAUCCUGACGACUGCAUGCACUACGGCAUUGAUGCACGGGGUUAGCACAUUUAUCGGACAGUCUAAAUGGCUUCACUUCAAGGACAAGUCUAGCAAGCUUGCUGACUUCGAGACAUUUGACGGAGCGAGUCGCGGUGUCUGGGGGUCUAUCCUGCUGCUGACCACGGUCAAGUGGAAUAUAGCCACCAUCGGCGCAUUUAUCACGAUCCUACGACUUGCUUUCGCGCCGUUCGCACAACAGGUGGUUUCGAUUGAGCAGCGAGACAUCAUCUCCGUUUCCGACAUCGCUACCUUCGGAUAUGCGCACAAUUACCAACACCCUAUAUCGAGUGGAUUGGCAAACUCUGGCCCCAGUAGCUUCCCGCAGGAUCCCGGUAUGCAAUCCGCGAUCAUCCAGGGCCUGUAUGGUCUCAACGCCACGGAAAGUUUCAACUGUCCCGGGGCAUGUCGCUGGCCCGAAUCAUACACAUCAAUUGGGUUCAAGGCCGAGUGCAGGAACGUCACCCAGGAGACAUUGAAAGCGGCCACCUGCGAAGCAUUCUACAUGAAUACAACUUCGAUAAUAGACAGCAAACCCGGAUCUGAGUUCCUAGACCCCUUUCCCGAAAUCACACGAUUCGCAAUCUUUAGGUCGAGCCCGGAUGGCAAUUUCCAUCUCCGCAACAUAAACAUUACAGACUGCUCCCUCUUUCUCACGGCUUAUGAAUAUAAAGGUGCCAAUGCCAAUGGUAGUGAUUUCCUUGUGACCAAGCGAGAGGUCGAUUUCGGCGUGAAGAACCCUUGGAAAUACUCAGACCAGUCCGUCAGCAGUAUAAAAAAUUACAUCUAUACCAAUGAAUCGACAGGUGGCGAUGUUCAUAUUCCUGCGCUUCAAAUGAACUAUGCAAGUCUCACGACGCUGGAAAAUUUUCUCAAGUCCCCGUCAAUCGUUGUCGAAUGGGUCGAAGGGAACUUUGUCAAUACCGACCUCGGUCUCGCCGCGGCACUAAUGGGUGACGUGGACAUUAACGAUCGAUUCGACAGAAUGGCGACUUCCAUGACGGACUAUCUGCGGUAUGGUCCGAAUACCCAGUCUGCACGUGGCGAGAUCAUUCGGAGCGAGGCAUAUGUUUCCAUCCGCUGGGGGUACUUCGUUGUUCCGAUUGUGACUGAGGGUUUCGCCAUUUUGUUCGCCAUCUUGAGUAUCUUUAACAAUCGCCAGAGCCGCAGGGUUCCCCUGUGGAAGUCUUCGACGCUUGCUGUGCUGGCUUGUCAGCACGAGGAGCGGCUUGGGCUCCUGCGGGCUCCUGGCAAGGAUCUCGACGAGAUCGAGGACGAGGCCAAGAAGGCUAAGGUACGGCUGGAAUAG
This is a messenger RNA of Penicillium paradoxum, 1605 nucleotides long. RefSeq names its product DUF3176 domain-containing protein. The coding region runs from base 1 to 1605 and encodes 534 amino acids. Lineage: Eukaryota; Fungi; Ascomycota; Eurotiomycetes; Eurotiales; Aspergillaceae. The record is from RefSeq and is a predicted model, not a curated record. The transcript has 3 exons.